CUCCGGGCUCGGCCGCUGGAUGAAGGCUGCGGGGCCGGCGCGGCGCGGAGGGGGGCAGGCGGCCUGGGGGCAACGCAGGAGGCGGCGGCGGCGGCGGGGGCGGUCCAGCCCGCCAUGCCCGGCUCCCGGCUGGACGGAGGGGAGGGCGCCGCUGGGCUUAUGAGCCCCGCGCCCGGCGCCGGCGGCGGCUUCCCCCCGGAGCAUCCCGGCCAGCCGCUCCCGGAGGAGGAGGAGGAGGAGGGCUCGCUGGAGCUCGGGCUCGCCCUGGACCACCUCUCCAUCCUGGCGCCGGAGGAGGAGGCGGCGGCGGCGGCGGCGGCGGCGAUGAUGGGCGCCGGGGGGCUGGACUGCGCCGGCUGCGGGGCCGCCCCCGGCCUCGCCCUGCUGGAGCCCGACGGCGGCCCCCCCGGCGAACUCUUCGGCGCCUUCCUGGGCGCCCCGCCGCCGCCGCCGCUCCUGGCCGGCGCGCUGGGCAUCAUCGGCAGCCGCAAGCGGAGCGUCAACAUGACCGAGUGCGUGACUGUGCCCAGCUCCGAGCAUGUGGCCGAGAUCGUGGGCAGGCAAGGGUGCAAGAUCAAAGCUCUGAGAGCAAAAACUAACACUUACAUCAAGACACCGGUGAGAGGGGAGGAGCCCAUCUUCAUUGUGACAGGCCGGAAAGAGGAUGUGGAAAUGGCAAAGCGGGAGAUCCUCUCAGCUGCGGAACACUUCUCAAUGAUCCGAGCCACUCGCAAUAAAGUCAAUGGAGUAUCGGGAGCAGUCUUAGGUCCCCCAAACCUUCCAGGGCAGACUACAAUCCAAGUGCGGGUGCCUUACCGCGUGGUCGGCUUGGUGGUGGGUCCCAAGGGGGCCACCAUCAAGCGGAUUCAGCAGCAGACUCAUACUUACAUUGUGACCCCAAGUCGGGACAAGGAGCCUGUCUUUGAGGUCACUGGCAUGCCCGAAAAUGUGGACCGGGCUCGGGAGGAAAUCGAAGCCCACAUCACCAUGAGGACCGGCUCCUUUAUUGACGUCAGCACUGACAAUGACUUCCACACCAAUGGCACAGAUGUCUGCCUGGAUUUGCUGGGCGGCAGCACCUCCAGCCUCUGGUCCAAAGCCCCCAACCCUGCCCGGCGGUCCCUGUCUAGUUUGCGGAGCGAUAACCUUGGUUCCUUGGGUAACACUACCUCCAUGACAGAGCCUUAUUUUGGUGGCCACACGUCUGACGGAGCUUCUAGCUGCCCCUUCAGUGCCAACAACAGCUUCUCAUUCAACGAACCCCCUGCAUUUGGCGCAGACGAUGCUGAUUUCGGGUUCGAUUUCCUGGGCCUGGACAUCACGACCCCUACCACCAUCUGGUCUCCUUUUGAACCUCCCGGCAACCCGCUUCAGGCCUUCAGUAGUUCCUCUUCCCUCAACGGCACCUCCCAGAGACGAAACAGCAGCCUCAGUAGCACAGCCACACCCCGACAAUCGCCGACCCUCCCAGAGACGGGCAUGCCCCUGGAACAUCCUUUAGCCCGGCGCAUUCAAAGCGACCCUGUCAACACCCUCUCAUGGCUGCCAACCCAGGGUUCUCUUUCCUCAUUCUCUGACAGUACUGGUUAUUCUUCUUCUUCGUCCUUACCUGGCAGCAUUUCCGCCACCUCAGGCUCCCCGACGGAGUCAAGUAGCUCUGAUGGGCCUCGCAAGAACUCUCGGGAGUGCAUGGUGUGCUUCGAAAGUGAGGUUAUUGCUGCGCUGGUCCCCUGUGGCCAUAACCUCUUCUGUAUGGAGUGUGCAAUGCGCAUCUGUGGCAAACCAGAACCAGAGUGUCCUGCCUGCCACACACCCGCCACUCAAGCCAUCCACAUUUUUUCAUAGCGACUCCUCCAGGCCCUUCCCCCUCCUCCCUACAAAAACAUGGCUUUUUUGAACUUUAAAAUGUUUAAAACAACUUUUUUUAAAAUUAAAAAAUGGAGUUGGGCUGGUGGUGGGAAGACAGGAAAGAAAGGCAUCUAAUUCUUGUUGGGUGGGGCACAAAAUGGAGGAAUCGGAGUGGGAAGGAAAGGGCUAACAUAAAUAAGACUGGGGGAGGGUGAAUUGCAAGAGAUUGGCGGGGGGGGAGUUUUAAAAAGUUUACAGAAUAGCUUUAAUGUUCAACUUGCGUGUGCAACCCAGGUUGACCACAGUACUGGCUGUUCAUUUGUCUGUUUUGUUUUCCAAAGAACAGUAUUCAGUUUACAAAGAUAAAUAAAUUGAGCAGGAUUAAGGUUCAUAUGCACUUUUUAGGAAACAACGAAGGGUUUUUUUUCCUUUUUUUUUUUUUUGGUUAAAACUUUUUUUUUAAUACCUUAAUUUUUUUAUGCCAUUCUAAAAUUGUAUAUACAUAUAUAUUAUUUUUGUUGUGACGCCAAAUUUUAAUCUGUAUUCUGUCUGUCUCUGAAAUCCAUAGAAGAGGCAGGGUGGGAGUUGACCAAUAAGAGUAUUUGCUGAACACGGGUGGGGGGGAGACCAGAUGUUGUCAUAAUAAUGAAUUCAUGCAAAAAAAGAGAGAUUUCUAACUUUUUUUUAAGUUGAAUUUCUUUUUUAAAGUUUUAUUUUUCAACCUCUGUGUAUAUGUAGGGAAUUUCUAGAAGAAAAUUACUUUAUUGAAUAAAUUUUAAGAACUAAAUAUAUAUAUAUUAUUUUAAAGGGGGGGUAGGGGGAAUUGGACAUUUUAACCGUAUGGUGGCUAAAGUACUGAUUAUAUAUAUAUUUGCUGAGCUGACUUGACGGUUAUGAAACUUGUAUCCAGAGCUUUAUAUUUUUGAACUUUCAGAGCCUUGUU
Molecule: messenger RNA, 2791 nt
Organism: Eublepharis macularius
Lineage: Eukaryota; Metazoa; Chordata; Lepidosauria; Squamata; Eublepharidae
Gene: MEX3D
Product: mex-3 RNA binding family member D
Exons: 2
Coding region: 115-1845 (576 amino acids)
Molecular function (GO): RNA binding
Source: RefSeq, a predicted model, not a curated record